AUGAAAGUGGUUCAAGUCUGGGCAAGAAAGAAGAGGAUUGCCAUAGCGGAAUAUCUUGAACAGCAGAAAAACAAAGGCAUCAAGUUUACAGGAGAAAAACGAAGGUACCAAGGAGAGGAGACAGAAGGAGGGAUCCAGAAGGGAUAUAAAACCUAUUUCACAAUUCCUCAGAAAUAUAUAUCUUUCAUGACAAAAGCCGAUGCUGCAAACCUGCUCCUCCAGAUCAUUGUUCAGGCUAAGAAGCAUCUGACCUUGAUCCCUCUUUUUCUAUUUAUUAGAGCUGGAGGUAUUGGAGCAGCCCUGUAUCUCUUGCAUCUGGCAUUGUUCAAUCCAGAUGUUUGUUGGGGCAGAAAAAAUAACCCAGAGCCCUGGAACAAACUGUGUCCCAAUGAUAAAUACAAGUUCUACUCAGUGAAUGUAGAUUACAACAAACUGAAGAAAGAACAUCUGGAUUUCUAAAGGAAAUAUUUCACUAUAAAGUUGCUUUAAAAUGAAGGUCUUCCAGAAGUCAUUUGCACAAUUUUCCACUUAACUAGGAAAUAUUUCUCCUCUAAAUGCAUGAAAUCAUGUUGAAGUAAUCUAUUUGAGAUUACACUGAUUAAU
Saimiri boliviensis boliviensis (Bolivian squirrel monkey) is the source of this 603-nucleotide messenger RNA. The record is from RefSeq and is a predicted model, not a curated record. NCBI's taxonomy places the organism in Eukaryota, Metazoa, Chordata, Mammalia, Primates, Cebidae.